CUAACCCCUCACGGUCAGUGGCAAAAGUUCCGAGCCGUCGAGAGCCGCCCCCGCGGAGAUUUUCUUGGGGGAUUUUUCUUUUGGGUCUCGGCCGUUUUUUUUCCUCGUCUUUUUUGCCUUUUGAGGACUUGGGCCUCCGCACGGAUUAGACUUUUGGCUGGUUGACGCCCGUUUCUCGUUUCAAUCCUUUCUUUUAACCUUCCUCUCUCUCGCCGUCCUUCUCUUAUCUCGUGGUGAUCCUCAGUUCGUCAAUUCAUCAGCUCCCUCCUGGCCUACUCGUGCGGAGAAGAACGGGGCCCAGUCUCGAACCCACCGGGGCUCCUCUUUUCGCCCCUCCGCACUUUUGCCGUCCUGGACUCGAGAGAUCGAUCGUCCAUUCCUCCGAUCUUCGACUCUUUCACCUUCCCCGACACAAUUCCCACGUUGACAAUCCUGUUCUAUCUGCGAGAUUCGUUACAUUCUUGAUCAAGCGCCUCGUCUCGUUCUCUUGAAGCGCCGCCCUUUCUCGGACCACAGAGUUGCAUCCGAACCCGCCACGGGAGGCGACAGCUUUGCGCGCGACGUUGGUAUUGCCUCUACGGGGACAUUCGGCGCUUGGAAUACGACUAUAAGGAAAGGAAACCCCCUUCAAUCGCACCGGGGCCUACGUACUGCGCAUUUUCGCUCAUAGCAACCUCCUCCUCCGCCGCCGCCCAUUUCUCGACUUUCCAUCCUUCCUCCGGGACCGUCGACUUCUUCGACACUCGGAUGCUCCGUUUUUAGCUCGCGCGUAUAAACCAGAUCAUGGCGGUGAAAGUGUCGCAUUUGAAUCCACGAAAUACACGACUACGGUCUCCCGCCCGCGGGUCCCAACGAUUCUUCCCGCCCUUCUAUCCUCCUGCUGUAUAGCACCCGCGAGAGCUUCCUCUCGGCUCGACCUGCGCGCGUGCGCCGGCUUCGAUGGUUGCCAGUGAGCUUUCCCAAGCCCCCGAUGGCCUGAUCGGGGGCUACACGGGGGGUAACCUCACGGUGCGCAUUCUAAUGAUUGUCUUUUCCUCCAUCGCCCUGUACAAUGCGAUCGAGCUGUUCAUACUGUUAUUUUUGACGUUUCAACACUACCGUGGCUUGUAUUUUUGGACCCUGUUGCUGUCGGUGGUGUUGGGCGUGAUUCCGCAUACUAUUGGAUAUAUUUUGGAAUUUUUUGCGCUGGCGCCGUUGUGGUUGUGUUUGACCAUUUCUACGAUCGGAUUUUAUGUCAUGGUACCCGGUCAGUCAGUGGUACUGUAUUCGCGACUACAUCUGGUGGUGCAGAGUCACCGGAUUUUGCGGUUUGUGUUGUGGUUGAUUAUCAUCGAUGCCGUGUUGCUGUUGAUUCCGACUACCGUGCUUACCUUUUCGACUGCUUAUGUCGGCACCAUUCCGAUCAUUCGUGGCUACAAUGUCAUGGAGCGUCUACAACUGGCCUGGUUCUGCGCUCAGGAGUUUGUCAUCUCGGGUAUCUAUAUCUUCGAGACGAUCAAGCUACUGCGUCUUAUGCCAGACAAGGAUCACAGACGCACGAGAAUCAUGUACGAAUUGCUGGCGAUCAACUUUGUGAUUAUCAUGCUGGACGUGGCGCUGUUGGUUGUGGAGUAUAUCGGUUACUACUCGCUGCAAACCACCCUCAAACCCAUGGUCUACAGCAUCAAGCUCAAACUGGAGUUUGGUGUCCUUGGCAAGCUUGUCUCGCUGGUCCAGACACAUCGCUCACAGCCUACUUCCUCGGAACAUGAAGAGUAUCCCAAUUUUGUGGAUCCGACUCAAUUCACGACGGACGUGACACAUGCAGCACCGAUGGAAUCGCGUCGAUCAAGAGGGGUGGGAGCAUGGAAUACCAUCUCCAUGGAGAGUUUGCCGACUUCGGAACGGCGGAUUCGCCCCUCGACGGGGUCAAGGCUGUCUAGUGACGGCGGGGAUCCCGCCUGAUUGGUCUUUCCUUGAGAAUUUCCGUCUCAACUUUCCAAGAUGCCAUUCUUCAUGGCAAGCUCCCGUUGGGUUCCGUGAACACGGAGUCGAGCAUCAGGACCGGUCAUCGUGGGCUUAUGUCCAUGCACAAGGCCAAGACAGAACCACCCAACCAAGGCGAUUCACCUUAUAUGUGCUCACAGUUGCGCAAAUACCUCGGGUCUCUCGCGCCAGUAUCUGUCUAUAGAGUCCACAACCUCUCCGCCGGGUAGCAUCCUCCAUCAGGAUUGAUCAUAUACCACGCUGCCUCUACCUGUCCGUACUGGAGCAUACUUCGCACCCGUUCUUCGGAUAUAUGUAUCAUAAUUUCUAAAAAAUGUACAAAAAGUUUAUUGCAUCCAUCCU
This is a messenger RNA of Penicillium brasilianum, 2328 nucleotides long. Lineage: Eukaryota; Fungi; Ascomycota; Eurotiomycetes; Eurotiales; Aspergillaceae. The record is from the annotation of a GenBank genome assembly.